AAAAAAAAAUCCGUUCAUAAAUAUUUAAAACCUUAAUAGUGCUUGAAUAGCUAAUGAUUUUGGUUUACAAUAAAAAUAUUAAAGAAAAAAUUAACAAUUUUAAAACAUUAUACAGUAUAAUUGAUAAAAUACACAUAAAAUGUGGCCUCCAUAAGUUUUGGAUGAUGGCAUUGCAAGUGUGUAACUUAAAGAUACACAGAAACAAUGAUUUUACACACACACACAUAUAUAUAUCGGUGCUGUAGGAAGAAAACCUUGUAUAUCCAAAACAGUAACUUUACAGGAGAAGGAAAAAACAUACUUUCAAUGUUGUGCCCUACAUCUAUCGGGCCAUCGCCUCCCGCCAUAUUCCGCUGAGUGGGAUUAAAAUGGUUCAUCUGGACUCCCACCCUGACAUGCUGAUCCCGGUUAACAUGCCAGCCUGCACAGUGUUUGACAAAGAGGCGUUGUUCAGCGAGCUGAGCAUUGAGAACUGGAUCAUGCCCAUGGUCUUUGCUGGACACGUAUCCCACAUCGCCUGGCUGCAUCCAUACUGGGCUCAGCAGAUCAAGGAGGGGGAGCAUAACAUGCAUGUCGGCAGAGAUAAGUCAACCACCACCAUCAGGGUCACAAGCACUGAUGAUUACUUUCUGAGUGACGCCCUCUACGUGCCCGCGCACCAGCUUGAGGACUCCAAGUCCUUGCACUUAAGAGUCAUCCAGGUGGAUCCAGUGGACACGUCUCACAGUAGCCAGGGUCAGAAUGACUGCAUCUCUGCUAAGAAACCUAAAACCGAUUCUAAUGGGGAGGUAAACAAAGAGCAGGAACAUCAACCCAAAGCAAAUGCGUUCACUUGCUCGUUUCAGCCACCAGAUGGCAGCAGUACAUCAGGACACAGUGCAAAGGCCCAGAAAGGCUCAGCUGCAUCUUUUGUAAGCAGCCUGCUCAGAUUCAUUGAGCAAAAUGAUGCUUAUAUCCUUGACAUUGACCUGGAUUUUUUUUCCUGUAAGAAUCCCUUCAAGGAUCUUUACACGCAGGAAGAGUACUCGGUCCUGCAGGAAUUGUAUAGUUUCAAGAGGCCCAAAGAGGGUGCAGACGAGGAGGAGCUGUUGGACUGCGUGGAGAGACGCACUCGGCAGUUGGAGGAUCUGGAAGCUGCCUUUGCUGACCUGCUGGAGGACGACAGCCAGAACACCAUAGACCGCUGGGCUGCAAACCCUGGGAUGGGAUCCCUGGCCAAACUCGUGUCUAGCCUGAAGAACCGAAACGAAUCGCCAGACUACGAAAUGGUGCAUCAGGCAGGGCUGACCUGUGAUUACUCUGAGCUUCCACACCACAUUAGCAGUGAAGAGGAGAUCCAGCAGCUCCUGCUUGCUGUGCAGCUUGUGCUGGAGGCUCUGCCCAAACCCACAAUCGUCACCAUAUCAAGAUCCAGUUUGGAUGAAUACUGCCCUGCUGAACAGGUGAACUCCAUUCAGAACAACAUGCUCAGCAUUCUUGAAAUGCUGUUCGGCUCUUUAGAUGUUCAUAAGGAGUAUGAAUCAGCUCCUGAGGAAAGUGCACCACAGAUCCCCUCAACAUGAAAGCAUACUUAUAUUCAACUUAAGUGGUCUCCAGUGCUGUUUUCGAGUGAGCAGUGGGGUGGGGAAAUGUGUGCGUGAGUGGUUUCUAGAUGAAUGAGCCUGUGCUACUGGAAUUGAUAUAUCGGGCUGCUUAAAUUGUUAUCUUGAAAAUAUGGGAAGUGGUGAAGCACAUAUCUUGUAUUGUGCCUGUAGGGCAUGGUUUAAAACAAGCAAAAAAAAGGCCGAGCUGCAUCAACAUUUCUCAUGCUUUGUGUCUUUUUUUUUUGUCUGUUUGGCCUGAAAAAUGUAAUACCUCAUGUACAUAUCUGUGAAUUUGUAUAAUAAAAUCAAAUUAUUACAAGAA
Molecule: messenger RNA, 1905 nt
Organism: Pygocentrus nattereri (red-bellied piranha)
Lineage: Eukaryota; Metazoa; Chordata; Actinopteri; Characiformes; Serrasalmidae
Gene: c19h5orf22
Product: chromosome 19 C5orf22 homolog
Exons: 9
Coding region: 369-1562 (397 amino acids)
Source: RefSeq, a predicted model, not a curated record